This is a messenger RNA of Thlaspi arvense, 2019 nucleotides long. NCBI's taxonomy places the organism in Eukaryota, Viridiplantae, Streptophyta, Magnoliopsida, Brassicales, Brassicaceae. The record is from the annotation of a GenBank genome assembly.
AAAUGAGACCGAAACACUGGAAAACUCGUAAUCAAAAUUUCCCAAUUUCUCCUCCAACCUGAAAAACCAAAAGCUUUUACCCAAAUCUCUAUAGGGUUUCGGAUUUGGAUCCUUAAUUCCACACACCUGACUCCUCUUCUACCCAAUUCGUCUUCCUCGAUUCUACAGCCAAUAUGCCGCAGAGACACUCGAAGAACAACAACGAUCUUGCGUAUUUCACUUACGACGAGAAGAAGAAGCUAGGGUAUGGAACCCAGAGGGAGAGAUUGGGGAAAGACUCGAUCAAGCCUUUCGAUGCUUGUUCCCUUUGCUUGAAGCCUUUCAUCGAUCCGAUGUGUUGCCACAAGGGUCAUGUCUUCUGCAGAGAGUGUAUCCUCGAAUGUUUCCUGGCGCAGAAGAAAGAUAUACAAAGGAGGCUUGCUGCCCAUGCUUCUCAAAAGAAUCAAGAUAAGGACGAAGAAGAAGAGAGGCUAAUGUUACAGAAGGCGAGAGAGCUCGACGAAUUUGAUCAGCAAAACCAUGGUGCAUUGCCUCGAUACAGUGACAAGAGCCAAAGCCAGGACAAGAAUGGUUUUCAUGGCGCAAACAGUGUGAAGACGACUUCCUUUGAAGAAGAAGCGCUUAGGACGAUGAAAGCCUUCUGGCUUCCAUCAGCUACACCAGGAGCUUCAGUGAGAGUAGAAGCUCCAGAAACUCACACGGUUUGUCCAGAGGGGAAAGAGAAGCUCAAGCUUAAGAACCUCUUUGCUAUACGUUUCACGGAAGACAACAGCGAAGAAGAGAAGAAGACAACAUCAUCUUCAAGCUCUUAUGACAAAACCUACAUUUGCCCGAGCUGCAAAGUCACUCUCACCAACACGAUGUCUCUCGUGGCACUUAGCUCAUGCGGGCAUGUUUUCUGCAAGAAGUGCGGUGAAAAGUUUAUGCCUGUCGACAAAGUCUGUCUUGUCUGUGACAAGCCUUGCAAGGACAGAAACUUGGUUGGGUUAAAGAAAGGAGGCACAGGUUUUGCUGAGCACGAUGAUAAUCUCGAGGCUAAGGAGUACAAGCAUUUGGGUAGCGGCUCUGGUUUAGGGCUUGUGAGGCCGGUUAAGACAUGAUGAAAGUUGAAACCACAUCAAAUGUUUGCGUUACAAUUAGAAAGGGACAAUAUAUUUGAUAUAUCGCCUGUAUCUUUUGCUUACAACUAAGAGACUUUGUUUUCUCUGUAUGGCUCUUGCUUUUGUCCUUUUCAUCGGAACCUGUUUGUGUUUAUUCCGUACGCAGAUCUCGUUUCUUUUCUUUGCUUGUAAUUAUGCUUCUCUUUUCUUACCGAUUUUGAUCCGUUAACAAAUCCGACUUUUUCGGCUUUCUCUCCGACUUUGUUCGGUUUUGUUCUUGUUUUAUUUAGUUUUUUUUUGUUUUCUUGUUCACACCUCUUCUCUUUCUCUUUCUCUCGGCUUUUCCGGUCAUUCGGACUAGCUUUACUCCGCCUUUGAUUGUCUCUUUUUUCUUACCGUAUCCUUAAUUCUUUCUUUUGGAGAGUUAUAAUUUUUUGCUUCCUUUUGGGUCUCUGUUAGGUUUAAAGCAAAGUCUCUCAUUCAAAAUUAAGAAUUGAGAUAUUUGAUUAACUUGUUGAAUUAGUUCAGUUUGUUUACUGCUUUUUCAAUUUAAGUUUUUCACUGUUCUAAUCUUUUGUGAUAGGUGAAGUUUCACUCAUCUAAGGCGGCGAUUUUAAAAGAGAAGAGUGUUAAGCAUGGUUCACAGAAGAAAGAGCUGAUUUCCGAUGAAUUUUAUUGCCGGCAUGUUUACGGGCUUCAUCAGAAGCUUGACACCGAUGGUGAUCUUCAACAGAAGCAGCUGCAUCAUCGUCUAAAAGACAUGUGUUAUGACACGUGUUUGUCAAAGCUUUUGUAUUUUACUCAGCAUUUUUGUUGGGCUUUGUAAUUUAGAGAUGUUUCUCUGAACCAUGUAAUUCGAUUGCUCAUUUUGGGCUUACGAUGAAUACAGUUUGCCGACAAAAAAAAAGAAGUAUAUUUU